AUGGAACAAGAUGUUGUAAAUUUGAAAAACCAUACUACUCAAUAUAAAGUACUGAAAGAUGAAGAGAUAAAACAAAAAGCCCUGAAGACAUAUAUGGAUAGCGAUGAGUAUAAAAAAGAAGUUGAAGCAAAUGUAAAGGCAGAAAAACUUUUACAGUUGCAAAACCAAACCGUACAGUAUGAAAACUUAGCACAAGAAAGUAAAAAUAACGACGCAGCCAUGCAAAAGGCAAUGAAAAGCGCAGAAUAUAUAAAAGCUAACAAUGACUGGUUAGAUGCCCAAGCCAACGCUAAAGCAGCCCAACUUAUAGGGUCAAUAAGGACAAAAAUACAAGCGGAUGAAGACAGUUCAAAUGAAGCUUUAACAAAUGCUGACUUUAAGAACGCCUUCGAAGCUCUUCAUAGUAAGGUGAAACAAGUGAACGACUUCUCAUCUGGAAAGAAACUGAAGUCUGAAGGUUUCGACAAAGAGUUAAGAGAAGUAGCACAAAAUCUGACGAAAAUAACAGAUGCAACAACGAGACAGGCAGUUCAAAGUGCCUAUGACGCCGUUAGAGCAACUGUUGUGGAAAGUCAAGAAAAAGAGUUACAACAGACCAAAACAGACCUAGUAAAUGCUUUCUUAAAAACGAAAAGUCAGGUAGGACAUUAUGCUGCAGAUGGAACAUAUGUGCCAGCUGGUGGAACUUAUAUACCAGCUGGUGGAACUUAUAUACUAGCUAGUGGAACUUAUAUACCACCAAACCCUCCAAGAGAAGCACCUGCACCAGGACUACCUAAAACAUUUACAUCGUCACAUGGACACAGACACAGGCAUGCACCACAACAACAACCAAAACCAACAGUUCAAAAUCCAGCACAACAACAACAACCAGCACAACAACCACCUCCACAACCAGCACCACAACCAACAGUUCAAAACACUGCACCACAACAACCACAAACAGAGCAAGGACAUAAAAGAAGUAGAGAACAAGGAAACCAAGAUUUCUUAAAAAUGCUUAAAGAAGACUAUGGUUACCCAGAUACUCUUGACUUUAGUGACAGAUAUAAAGA
Trichomonas vaginalis G3 is the source of this 1055-nucleotide messenger RNA. RefSeq names its product kinase-related family. The transcript has a single exon. The annotation marks the transcript as partial. The record is from RefSeq and is a predicted model, not a curated record. Lineage: Eukaryota; Parabasalia; Trichomonadida; Trichomonadidae.